AUGGCCGGAAGUGAAGGGCUGUUCUACUACCACCCGGAAAUAGAAGAGGAAGGGAUCAUGGAAGAUCAGGAAGAAGAAGUGGAGUUCCGCUCUGCCUUCUGCUGUCUGAGCUGGUCCGCUUCUCGCUCUCGCCGCUGCAGCGUUGUGGAGAGAUCCCUUCUCCACCACGGCGAAAACGGUUUGCCCGUGACGAAGUUCCGGCCGUUGAAAGACGAGAAGCAGAGGAUGUUGGGAGCAGCGGCCCGUCGCCGGUGGAGGAGCUUCGUCAGGCAGUUGGAUGCCUGCAGGGUCUGGGAAGCCUGUAAACUUGGCAAGGGCGCGCAGUUUAGAUACGAUCCCCGGAGCCAUGCCCUCAAUUUCGAAGACGACUCCGAGCGAGACCUCGACGACACUUUCGCCGGCUUCGCCGACCGGUUCGCCCCUCCGGCCUCCAUGAGGGGCAAUACCAUGGUUGCCAUUAAUUGA
This is a messenger RNA of Nymphaea colorata (pocket water lily), 465 nucleotides long. RefSeq lists its product as uncharacterized. The transcript has a single exon. Bases 1 to 465 code for a protein of 154 amino acids. The record is from RefSeq and is a predicted model, not a curated record. Lineage: Eukaryota; Viridiplantae; Streptophyta; Magnoliopsida; Nymphaeales; Nymphaeaceae.